Molecule: messenger RNA, 607 nt
Organism: Rubroshorea leprosula
Lineage: Eukaryota; Viridiplantae; Streptophyta; Magnoliopsida; Malvales; Dipterocarpaceae
Source: the annotation of a GenBank genome assembly
AAGCUCUCAAUUUGAUGCUUCAUGUGUGUGUGCUUUUAUAACUUUUUGCAGGCAUGGAAAAACUGGAAGGAAGGGACUGCAUUAAAUCUCUUAGAUCCAACUUUGAAAAAUGGUUCAACAGCUGAAAUGAUGAGAUGCAUCCAUAUUGGUUUGCUAUGUGUUCAAGAAAAUGUUGCUCACAGACCAAACAUGGCUUCAGUUGUUCUCAUGCUUAGUAGCAAUUCAAUUAGUCUCCCAGUGCCCUCUCAACCUGCAUUUUUUGUGCACAACACCAAUGCAUCAGACAUGCCAUCCUCAUUUGGCAACAAUUCAUGGGUAUCAGACACGAAGAGCUCAGAGGAACAAUCUAUCCCCUUGUCAAAUAAUGAUGUUUCAAUCACAAAGCUAUAUCCUCGAUAGUUUUUGAGAUUCAAAGCUACAAUUAGAUUUGCAUUUGUCAACCUGGUUCAAAACAAUGUUAGAAUUCGCUUAUUAGAUGUACUAAUAUCUAAUACUAGUUCUUGUAAGCAAAAAUACUUCCAAGCACAAAUAUACAUGUAUGAUUUGUUUCCUGUACUAGUUUCCUUCCUGUAUAAUUUGAUACAGUGUAUAAAUUGGUAUUGGUUUC